AUGGUUCUAUUUGUGUUAUAUAUGAAGGCAGAAUUCGAGGGCAUUGGUUCCAUCGCCCUCAGAAAGGAUCAAAAUCUAUGCAUCUCGGUUCGAAAUCCAUUAUCCGACUUUGAAACCAGAGAUAAGGUUGUCUUUAAUCCCUCCGAGACUGUGGAACAAGAAGAAGGCGCACGGCAGUCCCCGCAUCAUUUAUCCAUCAAAUGGGAGGGCAACAAAAAGGCUUGCAUGUUGGAAUGCUUGGAUGAGAAAGCCGUCAAAACUGCCCUCAAGAAGAAGAAAUCCAAAGACGUACCAAGGGAUUUGACUGAGGAUGAUAGCGGGAAUUGGGUCCCCAUUUUGGCCAUGGAAUGUCGCGGGUUAGAGCCUUACGCUUUUCAUGCCAUGGGAGAUGAAUUUGUCGUGACGAGUCAAGGUGGUAAGGCAUUUACAGAAGAUGUGGAUCUUAGCGAAGGCGAUUGGGCAGACUACGACGAAGAAAACGAUGCUGCAGUAUCGCUCUCCGAAAUUGAAUUCAAAAUUGAAGGAAUACGAUAA
Seminavis robusta is the source of this 534-nucleotide messenger RNA. Lineage: Eukaryota; Bacillariophyta; Bacillariophyceae; Naviculales; Naviculaceae. The record is from the annotation of a GenBank genome assembly.